CAUGUCUACCCACAAAUGCGGUGAACUGCCUCAGUCGCGAGUUCCAUGUCGCAGAUUCAAGCUUGUCAGCUGCGGAUAUCUGAGUUGCGAGGAAGCCUUGCCAUCCUGGCGGAGCGUUGCGCAAGCCUUGAGCAACUGCACGAAGGAACAGUCGAGAGGCUGAGGUCAUUUAGUUCAACAAAGGCUGCACCUGCUCCGACAUACGGCACAAACAAAGACCACGAUGCCGUGACAGCCGUGCACCUGAAAAAACAGUCCACGGCGAAGCUGCGCUGUUUCCAGAAUCGCCACAGUGAUUUGAUGAAAUGCUUGCAACAAAUAUUCACAGAAGGACAAGCAGAGAGUUGGGUUGGCUUGAAGAAGACUUCGCCCACCCAUGAUGCCAGCCACAGUGCCAGCCCUCGCCGUACUUCGCCAGAUGCUGAAGAAGUUCUGGCAAAAUCUCCGGCCGUGUCGUUGGAAAAGCAUGUUGCUUGUGAGACUGGCAGUGCGAACGUUCAAGUGAUGUUGUUGGACGGGCCGGCCGCAAAAUUGAGGUCUAGACUGCGCUUUCAUGACAUCCAAGAACAUUCUCCAAGAAGGAAUCUACUUGGCAACUGUGGGCCAUGUCCAAGCACAGAGUCGAGAGUCAUUGGGAGCACCUAUCCGGCUCGAACAUUUCCCGGCGCUGAACCUUUCCAAGCUUCAAGAACAAGGAGCGGUGAAGCAGCGCAAGCUGUUGACAAGAAUGGAAGAAGCCGCGUGGAUGAAAUUCGACGCCGUGCAGCUGAAAUUGAAACUAGGCGGGCAUCAAUGUGCCCAGAACAUGAUUCAAUAGGCGUUUCACUCCGUUCGCGCUCUCCUAUAAGCGAUGUGUGGGCAACUUGUUCAGAAAACGCCACAACUCUCCCCACUGAGUCCGGUAACCGGUCUGGAGGUUCAAACAAUGAAUUCCUUGGCUUCGUGCCUAACGAUUCGGAACAGAUCUUGGAGCCACUGACUGCGCCUUUGCCUGGCCCAAAUAUGACUUUGGCUCCGUUUGGCCCUCAGACGCCCUACGCCGUGUCUUUAAAUGCUGGGAUGCUUCCAUCUUGGCAGCGCUCAGUGUAAGAUGGGGGCUUGUGGACAGAAGGUGCAUGUUUUAUUCCGAUGCCCGCUGCAACGUCUGUGCGAAGCAUGCGUUGGCUGGCUUGUUAUGCUAAUGACGCAAGCGCAUGAAAAA
This is a messenger RNA of Durusdinium trenchii, 1201 nucleotides long. NCBI's taxonomy places the organism in Eukaryota, Dinophyceae, Suessiales, Symbiodiniaceae. The record is from the annotation of a GenBank genome assembly.